UGGAAGCUUUAACAUUCCCUCCUUCUUCAGGGAAAUCUUUCAUUAUGGGAACAGAUGAAGCCCUGGAAAAUGAGCUGGGUCUUGGAGAACUGGCAGGCCUUACAGUAGCCAAUGAGGCAGAUUCACUGGCUUACGAUAUAGCAAACAAUAAGGAUGCAUUGAGAAAGACUUGGAACCCCAAAUUCACAUUAAGAAGUCACUUUGAUGGAAUAAGAGGUCUCGCUUUUCAUCCGGUUGAACCAGUCUUAAUAACAGCUUCAGAGGACCAUACAUUAAAAAUGUGGAAUUUACAAAAAACAGCCCCAGCAAAAAAGAGUGCUUCUCUUGAUGUGGAGCCAAUAUAUACCUUCAGAGCACAUAAUGGACCAGUGCUCUGUGUGGUGAUGAGCAGUAGUGGUGAACAGUGUUACAGUGGGGGAGCGGAUGGCCUCAUCUAUGGCUGGAAUACAACCAACCCGAACAUCGACCCUUAUGAUUCUUACGAUCCUUCUGUUCUAAGAGGUGCUUUUGUAGGCCAUACAGAUGCAGUGUGGAGUCUGGUUUACAGUGGAGCACACAAGCGUUUGCUGUCCUGUUCAGCAGACGGCACUAUACGUCUAUGGAAGGCUACAGAAAUUGCUCCAGCUCUCAAUAUAUUUAAUGAUAAUCAAGAAAUGGGAAUUCCUUCUUCAGUGGAUCUUGUGAGCAGUGACCCAAGCCUCAUGGUAGCAUCAUUUAACAGUGGACACACUAGCCUUUUUAACAUGGAGACACGGCAGCGAAUUCUUACCCUGGAGUCCAGUGUGGAUACUACAGUCAGUUCCUCCUGUCAGAUAAACAGAGUCAUCAGCCAUCCAACUCUUCCAAUUAGUAUCACUGCUCAUGAAGACAGACACAUCAAAUUCUACGACAACAAUACAGGUAAACUGAUCCACUCCAUGGUGGCUCACUUAGAUGCAGUUACAAGUUUAGCUGUUGAUCCUAAUGGCUUGUAUUUGAUGUCUGGCAGUCAUGACUGUUCGAUUCGCUUGUGGAAUCUUGAAAGCAAGACCUGCAUCCAAGAAUUUACUGCUCAUCGCAAAAAAUUUGAUGAGUCCAUUCAUGAUGUGGCAUUCCACCCCUCCAAAUGUUAUAUUGCCAGUGCAGGAGCAGAUGCCCUGGCUAAAGUGUUUGUAUGACAGAGUGCUUCCCUUUCAACUCUAGCUUUGUAUGUAUUUAACCAGAUGCACAAAAGAGAAGAGGAGGGCAUUAAGUUGUCUUAUCCUGCCCUAUAAUUCAGAGAAUGUUUGUAAGCAUUUAGUUUUGCAGGGUGCUGUUUUCUAAAUUGCCAUUUGUUCUGGUUUCUGUGAGCUCAGCUGGUGCUGAGAGCUUGGAAACUCUCAGUUUCAAAUAGUUAAAAAACAAAA
This is a messenger RNA of Leptosomus discolor (cuckoo roller), 1385 nucleotides long. NCBI's taxonomy places the organism in Eukaryota, Metazoa, Chordata, Aves, Leptosomiformes, Leptosomidae. The record is from RefSeq and is a predicted model, not a curated record.